Messenger RNA from Plenodomus lingam JN3, 2877 nucleotides. The record is from RefSeq and is a predicted model, not a curated record. NCBI's taxonomy places the organism in Eukaryota, Fungi, Ascomycota, Dothideomycetes, Pleosporales, Leptosphaeriaceae.
AUGUCCACACCACCAUAUUCUCCAACCCACCAAGAGCGGAGCGCCAAGCGGAGAAAGAUAGAAAUUCAGGCUCCCAAAUUAAUACACCCGUACGGAACCAAGUCCACCGAGUCCAAUAUGGGGUCCGUCCAACUCGAACUGACCGAGGUCGAGUCCAAGUUACGCCGGCUUCUGCUUGAUGUCGCUGAAUACAUCGAUGGCAGCAGCUCCUCUACCGAGCAAAUCACCAGCGUCCAGGUCCCAGAAGAAGUCGCGAACGAGAAAAUUAUCCUACGAUGGACGGGAGGAUGGGUCCGCGAUAAGCUCUUGAACAUUGAAAGUCAUGACAUCGACCUCGCCAUCAACAAACUCACGGGGGAACACUUUGGCCUCAAGAUGCAGGAGUACCUCAGGAUCCCUGGUAACGCUGAAAAACAUGGCCUCAUAGCAGAGGGCGAGAAGCUGUCAGAUAGCGACAGGACGAAGAAGAUUGCACCGGGUCUGCACAAGAUUGAGGCGAACCCUGAGAAAUCAAAGAACCUGGAGACUGCUACUACAAAGAUUCUGGGAAUCGACCUGGAUCUUGUCAACCUACGGAAGGAGACGUACAAUGAAGUUUCGCGCAAUCCGCAGAUGGAGUUUGGUACUGCCGAGGAAGAUGCUAUGCGCCGAGAUGCCACUGUCAACGCAAUGUUCUAUAACCUGCACACCUGCGAGGUCGAAGACUUUACAAAGCGAGGACAUGAAGACAUGGCUGCGCGCAUCAUCCGUACCCCAUUGGAGCCCUAUCAAACAUUCAAGGACGAUCCACUACGAGUUUUGCGACUGAUUCGCUUCGCUAGUCGUCUAGACUAUACCAUCGAACCCGAGACAGCCAAGGCCAUGGGCAACCCGGAGAUCCAGGAUGUCUUGAAGAUCAAGAUAAGCAGAGAACGCGUGGGGAUCGAGCUGGAGAAGAUGCUCAAAGGUCCAAGAUCUCGUAUGGCACUGGAACUUAUCGAUCGUUUUGGUCUCUAUCGCACCGUCUUUACAGAUCCUACAAGGGACCUCGCUUGCGAGCCAGAGACUGCAUACUUUCAGUUGGCGUACGACUUCGUGGAAUCUAUCGUGACCAAGGCUGACGAUAUACCGUCCAAGAUCCCGGACAACUUGCUUCGAAACGAUGAUGAAAAGUACCUAGCCUGGGUAUGCUCGACGGUCAUGCCUUGGGCUGAUGCGCCCAUGAUCCCGCAUCCAAAACCUACGCAGCGACCCUUGUUUGCCGCAUAUCUUGUGGCUCGGGAGGGUUUCAAGGCUCCAAACAAGGUUUGCGACGUCAUCACCGCUUCGCUCAGCCAUAGUGAGGAGAUCAGGAAUCACGUAGCUCAGUGCGCAAAAGGCCUUCGCCGACCCGAUACAAUCGAUCCUUCAAAUGACUUCACGGCGAGAGACACUCUGGGUAUGGCUAUAAGGCGCUGGGGUCCUACCUGGCGGACGCAAGUUUUGUUCAACAUGUUGUACGAGGUUGUACUGGACCGGACAUCCAAGCAGGGUAUGGCUUCUCCCCCGAAGCACCAUCGGCUCUUUGUACUAACCUUCACAGAUAUUCUUGUUUCCUACGCUGUUUUCAUCGGCCAAGUCCUCAAACACGGGGUACAAGACGUAGAUACGUUCAAGCCCCUCCUCAAGGGCACAGAUCUCGCCAAAGCGCUCAACACCAAGCCCGGGCCAUGGAUGAAGGACGCACUCGAUGUCGUCAUGGCAUGGCAACUGCGCAACCCCGAUACUACGGAUCCAGCCCAAGCUAUCGAGGCCGUCAAGGUAUCACGGGGCACCAAGAACGACAGUGAGCUUUCCUCCCGCUUGGCUUCACACUUUCUCCAGCUUACCAUCCCACCUUUCUUCCCACAGAAUAAGUCCGCGUCAAAUGCACUGGAAGUUUCGCGGCAGCCAUCGCCGUGGAGGGAUGCUGGAAAUGGCCAUGUUCUGGACUUGCUUACGUGGUCAAUCGGCGCCUUGAAUAGGAAGGAGAUUGAAGCACAAUGGCGCUUCCUGAUGCCUCCUAUACUUAAAAUGAUUGAUGAUUCCGAAGUAGAGUCCAAGGCAAAGGGAUGUCAGUUGCUCACUCUGCUACUCCAACGAAUGCAGCAAACAACCAUUGGACAAGACACUACUGUUCCUACAAAUCCCAUGAAGUCCAAUAAACCAACAGACUUGCUCCAAAGAACGGGAUACCACCGUGUCUUAGCAGACUCCCUCUUUCCCCUCCUCACGUACAUCCCUUCUCUGACGCCGAAACAAGAAUCCGUCCUACUCCUGUCAAACGUCUUUCCCGCCCUCCUCUCACUUGCCCACCUGCUUCCCCAGGGCGAUGCAUCUAGUACGCCAUCCACCUCGCCAAUAAACACCAAAACACACUUUCUCGACAACCUCUACCGUCAAGGCAUUCUCCAUCCCCUCACCCACUUCCCAACCCCGACCACCUACCCACAACUCUCCACCCUGCUGCUCUCCCAACUCUCAACCCUGACACACGAACUCGGCAUUGAAUCUGCAAAACAUCUUUCCGCAACAGUGCCUCUGCUGUCGAGUAUCCUGCGAGACCCAUUUGUGCUCGUGCAUGAAGAUUUGGCAAGGAUGACGUUGAGUGCGCUACGCAGCGUCAUGGAGAAUGCAUGGCCGAGGGUUCCGCGGUAUAGGGGGGAUUUGGUGGCAGGGCUGGGGUCGCUGUGGAUGAGGGUCAAGGGUGGAGAGGGAAAGGGGCCGGAUGGGGAAGUUGAGUUGUCAGGGCAGAUUCAUGAGACGGCGGAGAUGUUGGAUGCGAUUAUGAGGGCCUCUGGGGAGAGGGAGGUGUGGGAGGUUGAGAGGAAGGGGGUGGAGGAUUUGGGUGGAGGGUUGGAGGGCAUGUUUGGGGGGUGA